Equus quagga is the source of this 1388-nucleotide messenger RNA. It is a transcript of the gene GRTP1, whose product is annotated as growth hormone regulated TBC protein 1. The record is from RefSeq and is a predicted model, not a curated record. NCBI's taxonomy places the organism in Eukaryota, Metazoa, Chordata, Mammalia, Perissodactyla, Equidae. The transcript has 8 exons. The coding region runs from base 122 to 1150 and encodes 342 amino acids.
UCCCCUCCGGGCGCCCGCCGCCCGGCGGAAGGACUCCAGCGGCCCGCGGUCCGGGGAGACGGACUUGACCCCCGGCCUGGGCCCCUCGGUCCCGGCGGCUCGGGGCGCCCCUCCUCCCGGCAUGGAGCCCUCAGAGCGCGCGCAGGCUGCGCGGGACCGCGUCCCCAGGAUUGAUCCAUAUGGGUUUGAAAGGCCUGAAGACUUUGAUUAUGCAGCUUAUGAAGAAUUUUUUUCCACCUAUCUGGUGAUCCUCACUCGAAGAGCAAUAAAAUGGUCUAAACUUCUAAAGGGAAGUGGUAGAGUGCAGAAAAGUAUGACAGUGAAGCGCUAUAUCCGGAAGGGUGUUCCCCUCGAGCACCGGGCCCGCGUCUGGAUGGGGGUGAGUGGAGCCCAGGCCCAAAUGGACCGCAACCCCGGUUACUACCACCGGCUUCUCCAGGGACAGAGAAACGACAGCCUGGAGGAGGCCAUCAGGACAGAUAUGAACAGGACCUUCCCGGAUAACGUGAAAUUCCGCAAGAGCGCCGAUCCCUGUCUGCAGAAGACCCUGUACAACGUGCUUCUGGCCUAUGGGCACCACAACCAGGGCGUGGGGUAUUGCCAGGGCAUGAACUUUAUCGCGGGAUACCUGAUUCUCAUAACGAAGAACGAGGAGGAGUCCUUCUGGCUCCUGGAUGCGCUCAUCGGAAGGAUCCUGCCCGAUUACUACAGCCCCGCGAUGCUGGGCCUGAAGACGGACCAGGAGGUCCUGGGGGAGCUGGUGAGGACCAAGCUGCCAGCAGUGGCGGCCCUGAUGGAUGGGCACGGUGUCCUGUGGACCCUGCUUGUGUCUCGAUGGUUCAUCUGCCUGUUCGUGGACAUCCUGCCCGUGGAGACGGUGCUUCGGAUCUGGGACUGUUUGUUCAAUGAAGGCUCGAAGAUUAUCUUCCGGGUGGCCCUGACCCUGAUUAAGCAACACCAGGCUUUGAUUUUGGAAGCCACCAGUUUCGCAGACGUUUGUGAAAAGUUCAAGGAGCUCACCAGAGGGAGGUUUGUGACCGAGUGCCACACCUUCAUGCAGAAGAUCUUCUCCGAGCCGGGCAGCUUGUCCACGAGCACCAUCACCAGGCUCCGGGAGCGCUGCAGGGCCAAGCUGCUGGCACAGGGGUGACGAGUGCCUCCUGCACUGACCAGUUUCUACCACUCGUCUUAAAGUCCUGUACAUAGUCAAUGUGUCCACACUGGAGUUGUGAAAUUUUUAUAAGACCGAUUUAAAAUUGUCAUUCUGUAACUCUUUGAUUAUGAGCUAUGAAGUCAUGAAUUUCUAAAAAUAUAUUUUUACCUGAAACAUGGAUAAUAUAUAAAAUGUGAGAUGCGUGUUUGUAUUUAAUAAAGUAUGUCAACACCUA